Rodentolepis nana is the source of this 516-nucleotide messenger RNA. Lineage: Eukaryota; Metazoa; Platyhelminthes; Cestoda; Cyclophyllidea; Hymenolepididae. The record is from the annotation of a GenBank genome assembly.
CCUCAAGAGACACAAAAGAAGACUGAUGAAGUAGUUGAAGAGGCAGAUGAUGAGGAGGAAGAGGAGGAGGAAGAGGAGGAGGAAGAAGAGGAGCCAGGAGAAGAGGGAGUAGAUCUUUUAGCAACGGUUAGUGAAGAAGAUCCUGUACCCAUGGAUAUGUCAACAGCCAUCCCUGCAUGGAGUUUUCGUUCCUCUACAAUGCUUCUCCCAGUCAAUUGUGCUAUCGCUGUUGCCAGUAAUACUCGGUGGCCUGGAGCUUAUGCUCUUGCUCGGGAUAGGGCAUUUACAAAUGUUUACCUGGGUUGGGGCAAAAAGCAUAUUAUCAAUGGCAGUAAAGUACCGGGACCACCUGAAUUCUUAAAGGAGUUCGACGAUAAAUUAGGAAACUUGAUAGAGACGAGCGAUCCAACAGAGCAAGAGCUCGAGGAAGCUCGGCUAAGGCGUCAAGCGCGAGAAGCUGCGAAGAUGGAUGAAAGUGAAAGUGAAGAAAUGGAAGAAGAAGAGGAGACGGAUUGA